CUCAAAAUAAUGCUUUAUUUUAUUUCAGGUUCUUGCUGUGGCAGCUCAGGAGCUGUCAAAGCCAAACCCGGGAAACGCAAAUCCAAGCGUCACCACAGACCAAACGCCGUACUCGGCAAACGACGCUGCUCCCUGGCAGCAGGUUGUUGAGAAGCGCAUUCGGGCAAAGACCAAGCGCAUCAGUCAGGGAGUCUCCCAGCCACCAGCAAAAGCCACGGUCAACCGUUACGCACCAGUUGCUGGAUAUUUCUUCUUUCCUUUACUCAGAAAUUAUGACAAGCCUCAGGUAACCUUUGACUUGUUGGGAAGUGACCACCUGGUGUUGGGCAGGCUGAUCCACACCUUGGGCAUCUUCAUGCAUUUGGCAGUCAAUGCGCCGGUAGCUACACAAAUGGGUCGUGCCCUCCUUGAUUUUGUGUGGGCGGUGCGUUACCACACUGACCAGAUGGUAAGACGAAGCGUCCUCUUUGCCGUCUGCUCCGUGUUCAUGAGUAUGCCCAGUCCAAACCUCCUAGUGGACCUUGCAGACCAGAUUUUUGAAACUAGAUCUUGGUUGACAGAUGUGGCUGGGGAUGAUGUGGAUGCCGAUUGCAGGAGUUUAGCCAUGCAGAGUCUGAUGCUCCUGGAUAAGAGCCUGAAGAAACAGCUUCAAAGUCCACAAGCCCUCAGCAUUGAAUCAUGACCAGCAACAACAACAACAAAAAAAUGCACCAGGUCAAAGUGAACACUCUGUCCUCACAAAGACUGCAGGUGACAAUUGCGACAGUCAAGGAAGCGGAUGACCCCAAACAGUGACCAAUGUCCCUCAAGGUGGGAUGACUUUUUUCACUUCCUGGAACACAAGGUCAAGCAAAAGAGAGCAGGUUUUAUCCCCCGACUCUGCAUUUAAAAGUACACACACAUUUUUACUUUUUGUUCAAACUUCAAACCACAGUCAAACGAGACCAAUUGUGGCUGAAAAGAAGAAAUACUAUGCCGGGUUUUUUCGGCUAAUAAUGUAUGAAGAGGAUAUCCUUUAUAUAGUACAGGUAGAUCAUUUCGUCUCUUUCCUGUACAAGCAGAUCUUUCUAUUGGGGUUGUUUGUUCACAAAGGACAUCCUGUGAAUAUUUAUGUGCAGUACUUAGUCGUACACAGACUGGAAAAAUAAAUUGCACUUCCUCCUGUGACAUAAAUGGGUAAUUUCACACGAGAAUGAGGUCUCUGAAAUACCUUUUCUCUGAUGAGAAACUGCAAAAGAUGACAAUUUGUAAUUGUAUGCUGUUGCAUCGCAUGUAGAUUUUUUCUGCCCAACUGAAAU
Messenger RNA from Hippocampus comes (tiger tail seahorse), 1298 nucleotides. RefSeq names its product telomere length regulation protein TEL2 homolog. The transcript is spliced from 6 exons. Gene Ontology annotation, biological process: 'de novo' cotranslational protein folding. The record is from RefSeq and is a predicted model, not a curated record. Lineage: Eukaryota; Metazoa; Chordata; Actinopteri; Syngnathiformes; Syngnathidae. Gene Ontology annotation, cellular component: cytosol. Gene Ontology annotation, molecular function: telomeric repeat DNA binding; Hsp90 protein binding. The coding region runs from base 356 to 682 and encodes 108 amino acids.